ACAAAAAAUGAUCUUAUCAUUGAAUCAACUGAAAAAUUACAAAUUGAAAAUAAAGAAAAUUUACCAAAAAAACCAAUUUUAAAACGUAAACUUAUGGAUUUAACAAUGGAAGCUGAGGAUCUAGAUGAACCAAAUAUGAAGCGUCAACGUUUACAAACAAUGCGUGUGUUAACUGGAAGUAUCGAAAAAAUUCUUCAUUGGCAUAAAAUAUUACCCAAUAAUGUAUUUUGUUUGUUUGAGACAAUAGGCCCGUGCAUAAAAGUCAAUAAUGGUUUCAAUAGAUUGGAGAAACGUUUAUUGUUACGUGAUGAACGUGGUCCAGUGUUACAAGUUUCAUAUUAUGAGACUGAAAUACCAAUCAAUGAAGAACUAAUUCAAGCGGGUAAAAUCAUUCAUUGUAUAGGACGUAUGGUAUCAGCAAAUCGUUUAAUUGCUUUAAAAAUAUCUGAAAUUCAAUCCGAUAAAUCGAAUAUACAAGCGUAUUUAUCACGGAUUUCAUUUAAAUUGGAAAAUACUGUAAAUCGUAUAACUUAUCAAUGA
Molecule: messenger RNA, 540 nt
Organism: Chrysoperla carnea
Lineage: Eukaryota; Metazoa; Arthropoda; Insecta; Neuroptera; Chrysopidae
Exons: 3
Coding region: 94-540 (148 amino acids)
Source: RefSeq, a predicted model, not a curated record